GGACUGAGAGAGUAUCAGGUUCUGAGGUUGGACAGCUCCAGCUCCAGGCAUCAGUUUUCAAUUACACUGUGUUUUUCCCUUUUGUGGAGGAGAGAGGACAUAAAUUGCCAGGCUCCACAUUGAAGCAGUCAUUCAACAACAGAUCUAACCAUGGAGUUCAGAAGAACCUGUUUGGUUUUUGGAAUACUCCUCUUGGUGAACUGCUCAUUCCAGCAGGCUUUCCCUACGAAGAAAACGGUUAAAAAGGAUGAAGGCAAAGAUGCAGCCAUAGAGGAGCUGCAGAAGCAGAUCGACGACAUUGUUCAGGAUCUAAAUAUUAUGAAGGAGCAACAGGCUUUGCAGUCAGUUUGUUUGAAAGGGGUCAAGGUUCAUGGCAAGUGUUUCCUGGCUGAGCCGCGGAAGAAAAGCUACCACACAGCCUUUGACGACUGCAUUGCYCUGGGGGGUGUACUCGGUACUCCCUUGUCCAAGGACCAGAAUGACCAGCUCAGCGACUACGUCUACCAGAGCAUCGGCCCAGGCGAGCAGAUCUGGCUGGGCAUCAGCGACAUGGUGACUGAGGGCAACUGGAUGGAUCAGGUUGGCAACAGCAUCCUCUACAAGAACUGGGACUCUGGUUCCAGAUCCCCAAAGACAGAUCGUUCCCAGAACUGUGUCAUCCUCUCAGAGGCCACUGGUGGGAAAUGGUUAGACAAGAACUGUCGUGAGGAGAAGGCCUCUGUCUGCGAGUUCAACAUAGUCUGAGGCACACCAUUUGUUAGCUGCAUUUCCCAUGCUUGAAUUAUAUUUCUUGUUCGCUACCUUGAAUUCUUUUCUACAAUGUACGCUUUGGUUUUAWAUUCAACCCCUGAAAAUGUAUAUUUUAAGUUACUGACACUUUUCUAGAGCUGAUACCCAGACAAAAAUGUUGGAGAAUUCUUUGUAAAACAGUGAGGUGGUUAAUCUGUUGCUUUCCUUUCUAAUUUACAACAAUUAUUUCAGAGAGCUAGCCUUUGAAUACUUGUUUUUAAUCACAAGAUGUCUAGCCUGAACACAUAUACAUCUCAAUAAAAGUUAUGAAAUUAUAAUAGGGGUUUGUCUAAGAAAAUGUAAAGACAAUGAAAAUCCAACUAUUACACAU
This is a messenger RNA of Salvelinus sp. IW2-2015, 1120 nucleotides long. Its product is annotated as tetranectin. Lineage: Eukaryota; Metazoa; Chordata; Actinopteri; Salmoniformes; Salmonidae. Gene Ontology annotation, biological process: bone mineralization; ossification. The record is from RefSeq and is a predicted model, not a curated record.